Messenger RNA from Strongylocentrotus purpuratus (purple sea urchin), 1900 nucleotides. RefSeq names its product SEC14-like protein 2. Gene Ontology annotation, cellular component: cytoplasm. Lineage: Eukaryota; Metazoa; Echinodermata; Echinoidea; Camarodonta; Strongylocentrotidae. The record is from RefSeq and is a predicted model, not a curated record. The transcript has 12 exons. The coding region runs from base 58 to 1305 and encodes 415 amino acids.
UUGUCUUAGUUUAUAAGUGUUACCUCAUUAAGUUGUAGUAUCGUCUGUGGAAUCACAAUGAGUGGAACAUUGAAUGAUCUGACUGCUAAUCAAGCCGAUGCAUUGAAAGAGCUUAAAUCAAAACUGAAUGAUAUACAGAAACCAAUCCAUGAUGUACAUCAGCUGCUCCGCUUUCUACGAGCUCGGAAAUUUGACAUCAAGAAGACAGAAGCCAUAAUUCGCCAGGAUAUUGUGUGGCGAGCACAAAUGAAAGUUGACACUAUACACGAAUGGUAUAAGAUACCCGAGGUAUGUCUGAAAUACUGGCCAGGAGGAUCACUAGGAUUGGACAAGCUUGGUCACGUGGUAUGGUUGAGUCCAAUCGGGAAUGUUGACCCCAAAGGACUGAUUUACUCAGUGAAGACAGGAGAUAUCAUCAGAACUAAUAUAUAUGUCAUCGAGAGAAUGGUCAAAGAACAAGAAGUCAUUUCUCAAAAGCUGGGUCGUCAUAUUGAAGGGAUCACACUCAUCGUCGAUCUCGAUAACCUCAGCGCAAGUCACAUGUGGAAACCCGGUAUGGCCGUCAUGAUUGAGCUGUUCACAAUCAUCGAGGAGCAUUAUCCGGGUUUUAUUCAUCAGAUGUUUGUAGUCCGACCUACCAAGCUCUUACCGAUAGCCUACUAUCUCAUAAGGCCAUGCUUCACAGAAGAUACCAGAGAGAGAAUACAUGUGUUAGGAAGUAACUGGCGUGAGGUUCUCUUGAAGCACAUAGAUGCUGAGAUAUUACCUGUUCACUGGGGCGGUACUCUCACUGAUACAGAUGGGGUUCCUAACAUGUGCCCAAGUAAGAUCAACCUCGGGGGAAAGGUUCCUUCAUUCUUCUACAAAAAAGGAAGUGACCUCAAUCAUGAUGACAUGACCUUCAUGGAACUUCCGGGUAAAAGGUCAACUGAAGUCAAGCACAGAAUCUCGACCGCAGGCAGUAUCUUAAGUUACGAGUUCAAGACAGCGUCCAACGACAUUGCUUUCGGGAUCUACCGGUUGUCGGAAUCUGGAGAGAAGAUCUCUAUCUUAGAUGAGAAGAGGUAUAGCAGUCAUAUCAUACCGGAGGAUGGAGAAGUACUCUUUGAAGAACCCGGAUUGUAUGUGGUGAAGUUUGACAACCGCGGAAGUGCCUUCCAGAAAACACGCAAGUUGAGCUACUGGAUGGAGGUCAUUGAACCCAAAAUCGAACGAUCGUCAACAGGAGGCGCCUUCUUUAACAAUCCGAGAGAUAGUGGAUAUUAUCAAGAGAAUCAGUAUAUGACACCAACCGGACCUAAAUAAAAUCCCCUUUCUUAGCAUAAUCAAAGAGGACUGUAUAAAUGAUAAUAGUCCAGAACCUUCUUCUUUUUCUUCUCUCUGUCUCUAUUGGCCUCUCUCUCUCUCUCUCUCUCUCUCUCUCUCUAUAUAUAUAUAUACAUAUCUCCCACUCUCUCUCUCUGUGUCUCUCUUGCGCGCUCUGUUUCAGUAUAAUAUAUACUUGUUAUGUUAUGUGGAGGUUAACGGUUCCAAUCCCAGCGCGGCGUUCUAUUAUAAUGUUCUUUACCAAGGUAUCCGUCUUCAUUUGCCACUCUCCUCCCAGUUGUAAUUGGAUGCUAUAGAGCGCCACGUACAUCUUUCUCGCUCGGCUACGGUCGGAUAAAUGGAGUGCUAUUUGAAACAAUGUGACUGACAUUAGCUGUACUAAAAUGACAUUAUUUAUCGGUAGUGCUAUUAUAUCUUUGCUCGUAUAUAUAUAUUUGUAGGGUGCUCGAUCGGUAUCGGGAACUAUUAAGGAUAUCUUGCGUUUCAUAUUUCUAUCAUUUUCUGUAUUUAAAAUGUAAAUGUGAGAAAAAGUCUUCAAAAAACAACUGAAGGAAAGCAAAGACACUUUUCUACA